AUGGAACUUGAAAGAACAAAAACCAAGAAAUAUACUUUCAAGAGUUUAGAGGUGGAAGAAUUGAGAAUGUUAGGGUCUUUGAUUAUUGAUCACGACAAGUUCUGUAGCUACAUCAUUGGGUUGCCUAUUACUGAAAGGACUCCCUUCACUGGUUUAGAAAAGGAUCCCAAGUCUCAUGAGAUUGCAAAGUUUACUCACUUGAGGAAGGAUGAAAUUGAGAAGAACAUGGUUACUAAAGGAGGAUUACCUUGGUUGCUUGCUGACUUCUUGAUUGAGAAAGCCCUCACCUUGUCACAAGAAAGGAAAGAAGGUGACUUUGAGGUUGUGUUUUCUUUAUUGGUCUAUGGAUUGUUCCUGUUUCCAAAUAUUGACAACUUUGUUGAUAUGAAUGCUAUUAAGAUCUUUAUGAAAGGAAAACCUGUUCCUACCCUGCUUGGGGACACUUACUAUUCCAUUCAUCUAAGAAAUUCCUAUGGAAAGGGAAUGGUUACUUGUUGUACUCCUAUUCUAUACAAGUGGUACAUCUCUCAUCUGCUUGACACCCUCGAGUUCUGGAGUCACAAAGAAGGACCAAGAUGGUCCUACAAGAUCAUGACUCUCACCAACACUAAUAUUGUUUGGACUAACAAUCACUUUUGCAGGAUGAAGACUUUGGAUUGCUGUGGUGAUUUCCCUAAUGUUACCCUCAUUGGUACAAAAGGAGGAAUUAGCUAUAGCCCCGUUUUAACUCGUCGUCACUUUGGGGUUCCUAUGGACAAAAAGCCAAGGAAUAUUCUAUUGGAUGGGUUCUUUCUUGAAGAAAAGGUUGAAAAUAAAGAGCUUAGAGAAAGGAUUGCUAAUGCUUGGCAUUCAAGCCAUAGGAAGGAAAUUAAAGAUUGGAAAACAAAAGGAGAUCUCUCACUUGAGCCCUUUGAUAGCUAG
Molecule: messenger RNA, 921 nt
Organism: Vicia villosa (hairy vetch)
Lineage: Eukaryota; Viridiplantae; Streptophyta; Magnoliopsida; Fabales; Fabaceae
Exons: 2
Coding region: 1-921 (306 amino acids)
Source: RefSeq, a predicted model, not a curated record